AUGACGAUCACUAUCACACAGGUAUAUAACAACAACAUCACCCUCACUCCCUCUCAAUUUCAAUCCCCAAUCCAUGAUGCCUCCAAAAUGGUCCCCCAACUCUUCCCACCCCGCCAUGUCUACUUCCCCUCCAACCCCUCUCACACCUCCACUGUCAUCCUCCUACACGACACAAACAGCACAGGCGCCGAGCUGGCCGCCGCGCUGGACGUCUCAACAACACCAGCAACAGAAACAGCGACAGCUGGAAAUCCCAAAUCUAUCUUCGAGCACUUUCCCUCCUGCCGCUGGGUGUUUCCCUCCGCUCAGCCCCGGCAGAUAGAUAUCUGCUACGCAAGCAGGGGGAAUUGGAUCAAUGUCGAUGUCGACGUCGCCGUCGCUGUCGACACCGAUGCGAACGAAGACACAGACCCAGGCGCAAAUUCCCUUCAACAACCACAACCACAGCUCAGCCCCUCCACAAAAGACGUCGACAACAAUUACAACAACAACGCAGACCAAAACGAUGAUCUAGAAACCUGCGUAGAGUACAUCCUGCAAGUAGUAGAAGAGGAAAUCAUCCGGCUGGACGGCGACAGUCGUCGCGUGGUGCUGGGUGGGUUCGGGCAGGGGAUGGCCGUUGCGAUUGCUGCAUUACUCGCUGCGCAGAGACGACUGGGUGGGUUUGUGGGUGUGAGCGGGUGGGUUCCUCACCCAGAGAGGAUCGGGAGCUUAGCUGGUCGGGGCCGGGGGCUGCUUGUUGAAAACGAGGCGAGGAUGGGAGCGUCCGAGGGUUCGGCAGGAGCGGACGGGGUGGAGGUGGAUCCGGGGGCCGAUUCGAUGUUAGAGACUCCGGUCCUUCUGAGCUAUCUGGAGGAUGAUCCAUGUGUGGAUAUUCAAACAGCGUUGACAGUCGACGAGACAUUGAACCGCUUGGGGUUCGUCAAGGUGGUUUGGGAUGCUUGUCCAAGUUCACCGCAGGGCGAGGGUUCGCUCUUACAUUUGCACCAGCUAGAUACAAUUAUGGGCUUCUUGACAGAGGUGUUUGAUCACGAGGGCAGCAAUCUCCCCCAAGAUGAUAUGUUAGGAUACUCUACUUGA
Messenger RNA from Aspergillus fumigatus Af293, 1080 nucleotides. RefSeq lists its product as uncharacterized. Gene Ontology annotation, biological process: protein depalmitoylation. Gene Ontology annotation, cellular component: cytoplasm. The record is from RefSeq and is a predicted model, not a curated record. NCBI's taxonomy places the organism in Eukaryota, Fungi, Ascomycota, Eurotiomycetes, Eurotiales, Aspergillaceae. The transcript has a single exon. Gene Ontology annotation, molecular function: palmitoyl-(protein) hydrolase activity; carboxylic ester hydrolase activity. Bases 1 to 1080 code for a protein of 359 amino acids.